Molecule: messenger RNA, 3842 nt
Organism: Ostrea edulis (European flat oyster)
Lineage: Eukaryota; Metazoa; Mollusca; Bivalvia; Ostreida; Ostreidae
Product: probable ATP-dependent RNA helicase DHX34
Exons: 28
Coding region: 27-3815 (1262 amino acids)
Biological process (GO): nuclear-transcribed mRNA catabolic process, nonsense-mediated decay
Cellular component (GO): intracellular anatomical structure
Molecular function (GO): ATP binding; RNA binding
Source: RefSeq, a predicted model, not a curated record
GCUUUCCACCUCCGGUGUAAACAAAGAUGGAGUCGCCUGCACAUGACAAGCCUAAGAAACACAAGAAACAUAGUAAAAAACACAAACAAAGACGCCAUUCAGACAACGAUGCCUCCACAGAGGACAGAUACAGUGACAGAAGAAACGGCAAGGGUGGGCGAAAGUCCAGAGAUGAGCGUGGAAAGGAGUCAUCUUCCUCAUGUUAUCACAAAGAAGGCUGGAAAACUGACCGCAGAGAUGUGGAAACUGACCGCAGAGAUGUGGAAACUGACCGCAGGGAAAGUGACCGAAGAGAUGUGGAAAGUGACCGCAGAGAUGUGGAAAGUGACCGCAGGGAAAGUGACCGCAGAAAUGUGGAAACUGACCGCAGGGAAACUGACCUCAGAGAUGUGGAAACUGACCGCAGAGAUGUGGAAACUCGUCAUGGAGAGGAUGAUGUGGAUUAUGGCUUCAAUUUUCAUGAUUAUAAAUCAUCUCUUAAUAAAAUAUUUUUUAGGGAGGACAGCUUCUUGAAAAGGGGAACUACAGAAUAUGAUGACUUCUGGAAUUUUUUGAAAAAAUUUCAAAAUUUUCAGAGGAAAAAGAUUGAGUCAGGAAAAGAUUCAGCUAAAAAGGGGGAGGAGUGUAGUGAGGGUAAACUUGGAUUUCCACUUCAUUAUGAUAGAAGAUACAGAGUAAACAUUGGAAUUAUCAGCAAAAAUGUGGAGGAUUAUUUACGGAGAGGAAAGCUUGCUGAUUGUGAGAUUGAGGAGGAAUUGACCGUAGAUCGAGUUCGACAAUUCAAGCACAUCUUGUUAUACUAUCUUGAUUUUCUACAAAAACAAAAGUUCAACAAACUGAAAAAGAUUCGGUCAGAUCAGGAGAAUCUGCCAAUUUUCCAGUACCGACAGAUGAUUUUAGACAAAUUACAACAAAAUCAAAUUGUGGUGGUAGCAGGAGACACAGGUUGUGGAAAAUCCACACAGGUCCCCCAGUACUUGUUAUCAGCGGGGUACACUGGGAUAGCCUGUACACAACCUCGACGCAUUGCCUGCAUCUCGCUGUCCAAGAGAGUGGGGUACGAGACGCUGAACGAAUAUGGAUCAGAAGUGGCCUACCAGGUUAGAUUUGAAAAGACAAAAACAAGGUUUACCAGAAUACUAUUUUUGACAGAAGGACUCUUACUGAGGCAGAUAACUACCGACCCUCAUCUGAAACAGUACAAUGUGAUUGUUAUUGAUGAAGUGCAUGAGAGACACAUCCACACUGACUUCCUGCUGGGGGUGAUGAAAUGCUUGCUGCAACAUCGAAAGGAUCUCAAACUUGUGUUGAUGUCUGCCACCAUCAACAUCAACCUCUUCAGCAACUACUUUGAUGGGGCACCAGUUGUCAAGGUUCCUGGAAGGCUAUAUCCAAUUCAACUAGAGUAUAUUCCAAUCAGGAAAGAGGAAUUCCGGUCGAAAUCGGAACGACUGGACCCCUCCCCAUACCUCCGCCUAAUGCAGACCAUAGACACCAAGUACCCCAUCACUGAGCGAGGGGAUCUGCUGAUUUUCUUGAGUGGGAUGUCAGAGAUAAUGGCGGUGGUGGAGGCAGCCAAGAUGUAUGCACAGAACACAAAGAGGUGGAUCGUAAUGCCAUUACACGGGACUCUGUCUGUAGAUGAACAGGACAAGGUGUUUGAUUUCCCACCAGAGGGAGUUAGGAAGUGUAUAGUCGCCACCAAUAUUGCGGAGACAUCGGUGACCAUUGAUGGAGUGCGUUUCAUCAUUGACUCGGGAAAGGUAAAAGAAAUGACCUUUGACCCUAAGUAUAAGAUGCAGAGACUACAGGAAUUUUGGAUCAGUCAGGCGAGCGCUGAGCAGAGGAAAGGCAGAGCAGGUCGAACAGGUCCAGGACUGUGCUACAGGUUAUAUGAGGAGUCUGACUUUCAUUCAUUCCAGGACUAUGCUACACCAGAGAUUCAGAGAGUACCAUUAGACUCCCUUGUCUUACAGAUGAUAUCUAUGGGUCUCCCAGAUGUUAGAAAGUUUCCUUUUCUUGAAGAGCCAGAGAUGAGCAGUUUAGAAAAUGCUGUACAUUAUUUGAAAGAGCAGAGUGCUUUAACUGAAGAUGAAAGGUUAACUCCCAUUGGUCAGAUGUUGGCACGCCUACCAGUGGAUGUCAUCAUUGGGAAGAUGCUGAUCAUGGGAUCAAUAUUUCAUAUGAUAGAUCCUGUGUUAUCUAUAGCGGCCGCCAUGAGUGUUCAGUCUCCCUUCACCAGCAGAGCUCACGCAGACCAUGAUGCAAUGGCAGCUAGAAAACCACUAGAAUCAGAGCAUGGGGACCCCUUCACUCUACUGAAUGCUUUUGAUGAGUGGAUACAGGUGAAAGGAAAGGGAAUUGCCACCAGGAAAUGGUGCCGGCGACGAUGUUUGGAGGAACAGCGGUUCUACGAUAUGAUGAAAUUGAAGAGACAGUUUCGAGAUCUUUUGGAGGAUCAUAAUUUACUGCGAAAAGGUGAAAGAGGUGAAGAUUUUACGACCAGCGACGAGAGACGACGUAAGCACGGGGACAGGAAACGUCUCGGAGAACUAAAGAAGGAGAAAAACAGGGAGGCCAAGAAAAGGAAAGUCCUCAAACUGGAAGAUGAUGAUAUUGUCAUCAGCGAUGAAGAAGAAGAAGAUCAAGGAGAUGAUAUUAAGGAUCUAGAAUUUCGUUUGUCUCACAACCUGUCUAAAUUACAGGAAACCUCCAACAAGAACCGCUCUUUUACGCUGAGAGAGAUCAAUCUGUUGAAGAUCAUCUUGUGUAGCGGACUUUAUCCACACGUCGCACUGGCUGAUGAAAAUAACUCCUACAAAUCGGAGUCUGAACAGGCCUUUCAUACCAAGAUAAAACCUUUCCUACUUCUCCACCCCACCAGUAUUUUUACGUAUCAGCCAGAGCUGCUGAAAUCUACUGAAAUGAAACACGAUUCCAAAUGUCCCUCAGAAUUACAGGGGAAACUCAGUUAUCACCAUCAACUGUUGGCUUAUGUGUCCCUGUUAGAGACCAACAAGCCUUACUUAAUCAACACCAUGCGGGUCCCAGCUCUUCAGACGGUCACCAUGUUUUCUAACUUCAUAGACACAGAUGCAGCAUGCAUGAGACUUGUGUGUGAUAGUUGGCUAGAAAUCAAGUUUUCCGACGAGGAAGAAGCGUCCAACACCCUCUCCAAUGUGAUACAAUUGCGGGCCACAUGGCAGAACUUACUCAAGCUUAGACUGGAAGAUACAUUAAAAAGUUUGGAUGAGGACAAGAAGAUAAACCCUCGAGCGCGAAAGCUGGAGAAAAUUUUGGCUCAGAAGCUCACAGAGUUCCUGUCCUGUGAAGUUUGCUAUGCGAUCCGUCGUGUAAUGGCUGCGGAGCAGAGCCAUCUGUAUCGGGGGCCAGACCAAGAUUGUGGAGGGAAAAAUAAAAUUCUGAACGAUGUCCUGAAAUCUGGCUCUGAAAGACGAGUACAUCCAAGUAAAGGCGGAAUCCAGAUUAACGAGUACCUCACCUAUAACUGUUUGCUGGAUGAGUCAGAGGCGAGUUUAUGGGGAGAGUACACCAGCCAUAUGCAGAGACACUGGGUCUGUCCUCGCUGUCAAGCCAAUCUCAUUGUAUCCGUCCAGGAAAGGCUCGAGCACGAGAGCGAGUGCCAGAGUAGGAACCUUGAGCCUACUCAGCAGGAAGAAGCUCAAGAGAUUGAGGAUGAAAAACAGGCUCAAAUGAACCCGCUCAGAAAACAUUACUUCUGUGAGAAAUGUGACCGAGGCUUCAGGUUCACCACAACAGAAAUAUUGAAACACAAGAAAUCUCAUGUUACCUGACAAAGUCAAAUAAAAUCCUUACUUUUC